Salvia miltiorrhiza (redroot sage) is the source of this 1809-nucleotide messenger RNA. Its product is annotated as salviol synthase-like. The transcript is spliced from 2 exons. Gene Ontology annotation, molecular function: heme binding; oxidoreductase activity, acting on paired donors, with incorporation or reduction of molecular oxygen; monooxygenase activity. The record is from RefSeq and is a predicted model, not a curated record. Lineage: Eukaryota; Viridiplantae; Streptophyta; Magnoliopsida; Lamiales; Lamiaceae. The coding region runs from base 216 to 1742 and encodes 508 amino acids.
UAUAAAGCUAUUGGCUAUUGUUAGUUAGAUUGUCUAGCUAGUUGAAUUAUCACAACUCUAGAUAUAUAGCAAUAGUAAAAAAUAAUAUAAAAAUAAUGAAUUGAAAUACGAAAUUCGAUACGAUGGAGAAUCUCAAGUGUCUAUAAAAACCCAAUUAACUAGAUCCAAAGUCUAAACAUCUAAAUCCCAAAUUCUUCAAUUUAUAGCCAGCCCUCAUGGACUUCGACACUCCCUCUAUCCCCUUUCUCAUUUCCAUCUUUAUGUUCGUAGUAUUCGUGUUCGUGUUCGUGUCCGUGCUUUCCAAAACCGGCAAGCGGAGCACAGAUCUCCCUCCGGGGCCGCGGAAGUUGCCUUUUAUAGGCAACUUGCAUCUCCUCGCCGGCUCUGCUCCACCCCAUCAUAUUUUUGCAAACUUGGCCAGUAAAUACGGACCCUUGAUGCACCUAAAACUAGGCGAAAUCGGCGCCGUAGUCGUCUCCUCGCCGGAAACAGCAAAAGAAUUCUUGAGAACAAACGACGUAGUCUUCGCCUCCAGGCCGUCUCUCCUGGCGACGGAGAUCAACUGCUACGGAAAUACAGACAUAGCUUUCUCCCCCUACGGCGAUUACUGGCGACAGCUGCGCAAGAUCUGCACGCUUCAGCUUCUCACGGCGAGGCGCGUGCAAUCAUUCCGGCCUAUAAGAGAGGGAGAAGUUUCGGAGCUUUGCAAAUGGAUAGCUCUGCGCGAAGGUUCAACGAUCAAUCUGACAGAAAAACUUACCACCACGAAUCUUAAUAUUAUGAUCAUGGCUGCCUUUGGGAAAAAGAGUGGUGAAGCAGCUAAGCUGAAGGAUAUAAUCAAAGAAGCUCAAGAAUUCCUCAAUGUCUUUAAUAUUGUUGAUGUGUAUCCUUCAUUCAAAUUCCUCAGGCUGUUUAGCAGGAUGAGGAAGAAGAUAGAGGAACAUCAUCGCCAUUUGAACAGGAUAACGGAGAGCGUCAUCGAGGAGCGGCGGCGGCGGCGAGGGGAUGCGUCGGAGGGUGGCGGUGGAGGAGAAGAUGAAGGAGACUUUCUCGGUGUUAUGCUAAAAUUACAAGGUGAUGGAUCGCUCGAGAUUCCAUUGACAACUGACAACAUCAAAGCUGUUUUGUUGAAUGGUGCUGGUGUUGAGUCAUCAACCACAACUGUCGAUUGGGCAAUGGCAGAAAUGCUGAAGAACCCUACGAUUCUGCAAAAGGCACAAGAUGAGGUAAGAGGCGUCUUCGAUGCCAAAAAUUAUGUAAACGAAAGCUGCUUUCAUGAGCUAAACUACCUCAAGUUAGUUAUCAAAGAAACUCUCCGGUUGCACCCACCGGGGCCUCUCUUGCUUCCGAGGCAAAGCAGAGAGCCUUGCGAGAUUAAUGGAUACCAAAUUCCGGCCAAAACAUGGGUGUUGGUGAAUGCUUGGGCAAUCGGAAGAGACCCCAAACAUUGGGAGGAUGCAGAAUGCUUUAAACCAGAAAGGUUUCUUGAAAAACUAGUUGAUUUCAAGGCGAAUACAUUCGACUACAUCCCUUUUGGCGCAGGUAGGAGGAUUUGCCCAGGAAUUGGGUUUGGGAUUGCAAAUAUAGAAAUCGAACUAGCAAUGCUUCUCUACCAUUUUGAUUGGAUUCUGCCUCAUGGAAUGGAACCUCAAGAACUGGAUAUGACGGAGUUAUCAGCAAUGUCAGGACGAAGGAAAUGCAGUUUCAAUGUAAUUCCUAUUAUUAGGAGACCUUUGUUGUAAAAAUAGAAUAAAUUAAUUCAGAUGAGAUCCUCUGUCCCAACUCUAUGUUCUGUCAUCCAUGUCCCAU